Molecule: messenger RNA, 2139 nt
Organism: Haliaeetus leucocephalus (bald eagle)
Lineage: Eukaryota; Metazoa; Chordata; Aves; Accipitriformes; Accipitridae
Gene: PINK1
Product: PTEN induced putative kinase 1
Exons: 8
Biological process (GO): positive regulation of mitochondrial fission; regulation of apoptotic process; autophagy of mitochondrion
Cellular component (GO): mitochondrion
Molecular function (GO): ATP binding; protein serine/threonine kinase activity
Source: RefSeq, a predicted model, not a curated record
UGGCGCCGGCCGGGGGCGGGGGGGUGGGGGGGCCCGCCCGGGGAGGAGCAGCGACGGGCCGAGGCGGCGUGCCGCCACAUCCAGACAGUGUUUGCUGGAAAGAACAAGCCGCAGAAAGAUCCCCUGAGUUCCUUCCGCUGGCAGGGCUUCAAGCUGGAAGAAUAUCUCAUUGGCCAACCCAUCGGGAAGGGCUGCAGCGCUGCUGUGUACGAAGCAGCUAUUCCUUUCUCUCGCGAUCGUCAGGGUCAUGUGGAGAGCAGCCGUUUUGCAGGGCAGGGGCCAGCCGUGCAGCGGGAUUGUGGCUUGCCUUCACAGGUGGCUGAAGAGGAGCCUGUAGAGAAACACCAACGGAAAGAGGCUUUUCCGUUAGCUAUCAAAAUGAUGUGGAACAUUUCGGCUGGUUCAUCAAGUGAAGCCAUCCUCGAUGCUAUGGGCCGAGAGCUUGUUCCAGCCACGGGGCUUGCCUUAGCCGGAGAAUAUGGAGCUGUCUCUGGCCGCAGAAAACCUGUCCUUGGGAGGAAGAAGUUGCAGCCUCAUCCGAAUAUAAUCCAGGUGAUCCGAGCGUUCACGUCCUCUGUCCCUUUGCUGCCUGGAGCCUUCACAGACUAUCCUGAUGUUCUUCCGUUAAGCCUGAAUCCCAGAGGGAUCGGUCACAGCCGCACACUCUUCUUGGUGAUGAAGAAUUAUCCGUGCACGCUGCGCCAGUAUCUGAGGGAGAGCAGUCCGGAUGUUUGUCUCUCCACGAUGAUGAUUUUACAGCUCUUGGAAGGCGUGGACCAUCUUGUUCGACAUGGAAUAGCGCACAGAGACCUGAAGUCUGACAACAUACUGGUUGAAUUUGAUUCUGCUGGCUGCCCCUGGUUGGUGAUCACGGACUUCGGUUGCUGUUUGGCAGAUGAAAACAUCGGCUUGAGGCUGCCUUUGACCAGCUCUUACGUGGAUCGGGGCGGCAACGGCUGUCUUAUGGCACCCGAGGUGAUCACAGCGUCGCCUGGUCCAGGCACGGUGAUCAAUUACAGCAAGGCUGAUGCUUGGGCUGUUGGAACGAUCGCCUAUGAAAUCCUUGGCUUGGCCAAUCCUUUCUAUGGCCACGGGGAGUCGACUUUGGAAAGCAGAAGUUACCGGGAAGACCAGCUGCCAAGCCUGCCUGAUCACGUGCCCCUUGAGGUGAAGCAGGUGAUAAAGAUGCUACUUCAGAGGGAUCCCGACAAGAGAUUGUCUGCUAGAGUUGCUGCUAACGUGCUUCACCUAAGCCUCUGGGGUGAAAGCGUUCUGGCGUCCAAGACCCUGAAACCCGACCAGAUGAUCGCCUGGCUUCUCUGCCAGUCUGCGGCUGCUUUGCUCACGGACAGACUGGUGGAUAAAAGCCGCGUAGAAACCAAAAUGAAGAUGUGCUUUUUGGCCAACCUUGAGUAUGAAGACCUCUGGGCAGCAAUAUUCCUGUUGCUGGCCUGGAGGAGCCGGUCUGGGUGAAAAGCACCAUCAUCUGGGACACAACCGUGUGAUAGAUAAACGGCACUUUCUAAAGGCACAUAGGAAUCUGUCUUUUCUUUCUGCCUGCAGUCCUGUAGUGCUUAGGGAACAAACCUGCAGGCCUCUGUUUAAGAUGUUGAGUUUAUCUCUAGCAAGCGUUAGUACACACUGCUUUUGUCUCUCUGCUAGAGGAAAUGCCCUUGCUUCGUUACUCUCUUGGUGUGAGGGUGCGUGGACCUUGCAGGUGUCCUGAGGUACGUGCUUGGUUUUGCUCACAUUUGGGAAUGCUUAAUCGACUUCUAAGUCGUGUGUUGAAUGAAGCAAGUUCCCUUUCAGAAGAGGGGGUGUGUGGGAGGAGGCACUGUCUAGCUGCUCUUUACACGGAAGUGUCAUGAAUUCAAAGAACACACUGAGAAAGCUGAGCUGACGAAGGGACGGGUGAUCUUUCUUUUCUUAGGGGAAAAAAACCAGAAGUGGUCUUAAGAUGAUAUCCCUCUGCAGCCACAGACAGAUCUUGCUAUAAAACGACAGCCUAAAAGCCUCCUAGUGAGGUGCUGCCUGGUAACGUGAGCGUCAGGAGCUGCUCGCUUCUUACGAUAAUGCACCAUUAAACGCCUCUCUAGUUGUACGCAAAAUAGCAGGAGUGCAGUCAGCUCGAAACCUGCU